AGUGCCGUGCCAACCCACAUCAAAAGUCACUUAAUUACCUCGUUUUUUUCAAUCUAUCAAAACAGCUAAGUUUGCUUUCUCUUAUUUGACUUCAUUUCUGAUUCUGUCAUACAAAAUGGAUGGUAUUAAUUAUCUCCUUUCACUUGAUGAAACUAGAAAAAAGGUUUAUAAUGCCGAAAUCACUUGUGAAGUUAAUAAAAAUCGUUCAAUUUCAAAAGACAUUAAUAUCGGUGAUUCAACUAAUCCUGUAACUCGCGGAAAGUUAACCCUAGCAAGUGGCUAUAGAGCAUUGGUUAUUACUAUUACAAUGGAUCGUCCUAAGGACUUUGAAAAUCGUUUCAUUAAAUUUGAGGUUAGAGCAAAAUCUCAACCAGACUCUCAUGAAUACAUUUUUGAAAAAGAUUACUUUAAAUUUCAAAAUGCAAUAAACGAGUGGAAGCAAGGUUUUGCUCAUUUCGAUUCCAGCUAUUCAUCAUUGUUAAAAAUAGAAGCAAAGUUCACAGUUAUUGAGGAGAUACCGAGUCACAUUUAUGAGACUCCAGAAGAACUCCAGGUCAAAAAUGAAGCUCAAACUUUCCCACACUUUGCAGAAUUUUAUUUUUUGAAUGACGAGCUUUCAGACUUCUCAUUCACAGUAGGAGAAACAAAAUUUUCAGUUCAUAAAAUGAUUCUUUCAUAUCGCAGUCCUGUUUUCAAAAGAAUGUUUGCAGGAAAUUUUAAGGAAAGAACUUCAAGUUCUCAAGUAAUUUCUGAUGUCAGUGCUGAAGUUUUUGAUGAAAUGCUUCAUUUCAUGUACAAGUCGAAAAUUAGUAAUUUGGAGCAUGCGGAAGAUUUGCUUGCAGUUGCAGAUCGAUAUCAGAUUGAUGACCUGAAAGCAAUUAUUGAAAAUCAUUUGUUCCACAAACUUGAAGAUGAUAAUGCUCACCGAUUUUUUCAGUUGGCACAUCGUCACAAUUGCUGCAAUGAAUUUAAAAAAGAAUGUUUUGAAGUUUUAGAAAGACUUUUUAAUGACAUUAAUCAUAUAUUACCUGAAGAAUUUUUGAACCAACCAGAGAAGGUUCGGGAAAUCCUUGAUGCUAAAGCUAAUUUUGAGAAUCUACUCAAAAGACCAUCUACUGGUGAACAUUCUGUCGGUGACGUCCUUGUAACAGCACCAUUAAAAAAGAAAAGUCGAGCUUCUAAAUCAAAAAAUCAAAAAAAGAAGGAAACUUUUUCAAUUCACUCCAACUGAAAUUGUAUGAAUGGUGAGCAAAGCUUUUUUUGCAUUCAUGUCGCAAAAAAUAAAUCAAAUCCCCAAUGGUACAGAACAUAAAAAUGUUU
Messenger RNA from Clunio marinus, 1320 nucleotides. The record is from the annotation of a GenBank genome assembly. NCBI's taxonomy places the organism in Eukaryota, Metazoa, Arthropoda, Insecta, Diptera, Chironomidae.